CCUAGUUGAAGGUCUCUACUUCUGAUUUUUUUGUUAUCAGAUUAUGGAUGAAAUAAUGGAAACACCAUCUAUGGCCAAAGAACUAGAAGCAGCAAAGCGGGUAUUAUCUUCCCUUAAAGAAGAAGGCUUCAAAUGCAUGGCUUCCCUAGACGAUAUAAGAGGUGAGUUAAAGCAUGUCUCCUAUGAGAAAGCUCUGUCAAAGAAGAAACAACAGAAGUCUGACUUAAUCAUCCAGAAACUCAACUCCAAGCUUCUACAAGCAAACGCCAAGCUGGAAGCCACAUCUUUAAAUCAAGAAAAAGUCAACUCCCUCUCCUCAAAUCUUUCCCUCACUCUUGAGCAGGCAGAGGAAGCAGCCGGGACUGCCCAGAAAGAAAGCUGGACUGCCAUGGAAGAAACUGCCAAGAUUAAAGAAGAAAUCAAGGAAAUGGAUUUGGAGACAAGUCUGGCUAAGGAGAAGCUACAGGCUGCUGUGAAAGAGCUUAAGAAGGUGAAGUCAUCAGAAGGGAGUGCACUGGAGAAUCUAAGAGCAGUUGUGGGAAAGACAGUGAUGGAAAGAGCUUCCAUGAAAAGCUCCAAGGUGGUAAUCUCGAGAUUUGAAUUUGAAUACUUGAUGGGGAAUGCGGCUAUGGCAGAAGAGAUUGCAGACAAGAAAGUUGCAGCAGCUGAAGCUUGGGUCAGAGCUUUGAAAGAAAGCGAGAAGGAAAUCUUGAUGAGAACUGAAAUGCUGGAGAGGGAGGCCAGAGAGCUUAAGGCAGAUUAUAGGCUUCUUUUAGAGAAAAGACUUCAUGCCAAGAAAAUCAACACUUAGAUAUCAGCUUUUUCCUGGGAUAUUGAGGAUACUUGCUAGGGGUUGCCAUGUUUUUUGACUGGAAAGAGUUCUAGCUUGGGAGGUAAAAUGGCUUAUGAGUUAUGAGGCCAUCUCCAACAGUUAACACCAUUUUUUACACUAAAAUGGUGUAAACAUCACAUCAAACAGUAUUUUAUCUCCAACAGUUUACACUAUUUUCAUCACCAAAAAGGAAUAUUCUCUUUUUAUUCUUUUUACUAACUUUUUACCAUUCUUCUAUUUAAGUAUCUAACUAUCAUAUAUUUAUACAUUAGCCCCUCAUUUAAUUGUAAUGGGGUUAUUAAUUGUAAUUUUAAUUAUGCUAUUUCUUUAAGUACCAUUUGUA
Messenger RNA from Cuscuta epithymum, 1175 nucleotides. Lineage: Eukaryota; Viridiplantae; Streptophyta; Magnoliopsida; Solanales; Convolvulaceae. The record is from the annotation of a GenBank genome assembly.